GAUCCGGGAGGUGAGACUGUGACUCAGUCCGGACACACGGGAAACAUGCCUGCGUCACAAUCUGGAUUUGGAAACUUCUUUUUGGAAAGAACCGUCGGCGUUCCGGUGGGAUACCACGUCCCGGUGCUCGCGUGCCCACCGGGUGUGCAGCAGCAACAGGCUCAGCAUCUGGCCGCAAUGGCAGCUGGGAUUCCUAUCGCUUACUCAGGACUACAGGGGUACAACUUUAUCCCCUACCCGCACCACAGGCACGUCAUGAAUAACGGUUUCGAUUUGAAGACUGCUUCUCCCUUCCAACACGCGCUGCUGGCUCGUGGGGGGCACUUCUAUCCGCCUUUCCGCCCGGGGGCAGCCGAGGAGCCCGGCAGGGUCGCCAAAGUCGCCACCCGAGAGAGCACCGGAGCGCUGAAAGCCUGGCUGAACGAGCACCUGAAGAAUCCUUACCCGACCAAAGGCGAGAAGAUCAUGCUGGCCAUCAUCACCAAAAUGAGCCUGACGCAGGUCUCCACCUGGUUCGCUAACGCCAGGCGGCGCCUGAAGAAGGAGAACCGGGUCAGCUGGGCGACCAGAGGCAAAUCGGACGAGGAGGACGAGGAGCAGGAGAGUGACGAAGAGGAGAGCUCCACGCAGAAAUGCCAUUUGACGGAGGAGGAGGGGGCUCGUGCCGAGGCCGAGGGCGCGCGUGUGGAAGGCUCGGCACCUGCCGACGCGCGUUUGGAGACGCAGCAAAGCGGCGCGCACGAAGGCGGGGAGAUCGAAUUCAGAAAGAAAGAUGACAAGACUGAGCGUGAGUGCACGCGACCAGCUGUGGAGAGUAAAGAAGGUGCGUCUGGUCAGAAACCCAAAAUCUGGUCUUUAGCAGAGACGGCUACUUCAGGGCCGGCGAGGAAAUCCGCGGACAGUUUUUACCUCCCUGACGGAGCAGGAACUCUGUGGAACGACUGGGCUUCAAAAAACACCCUGUUCGUCCGGGCCUGCGGAACACGCACGCACCACGCGCUCUAAUAAGCGCGCGUUUAGAUGCAAGUUACUGACACUUUGCGCAUGUUUUUGCACUUUAAACUGUGAUGCCUCACUGACUCCUGAAGUGAGGAUCUGAUCUCAGACCAAAGACCAACCACGUGUUCUGUUUUUGUACAUAAAUGUAUUUUUCCACUUUAUGGAAAUGAUCAUUACUUUGUGUCAUCACGAAGAAAUAUUUUUGCUUAAAUAAACGUCAGCUUCUACUGUUUUAAAAAAAUGCAGUAAUUCAUCUUAAA
Messenger RNA from Thalassophryne amazonica, 1259 nucleotides. It is a transcript of the gene irx7, whose product is annotated as iroquois homeobox 7. Gene Ontology annotation, biological process: neuron differentiation; regulation of transcription by RNA polymerase II; cell development. Bases 46 to 1005 code for a protein of 319 amino acids. NCBI's taxonomy places the organism in Eukaryota, Metazoa, Chordata, Actinopteri, Batrachoidiformes, Batrachoididae. Gene Ontology annotation, cellular component: nucleus. Gene Ontology annotation, molecular function: RNA polymerase II cis-regulatory region sequence-specific DNA binding; DNA-binding transcription factor activity, RNA polymerase II-specific. The record is from RefSeq and is a predicted model, not a curated record. The transcript has 2 exons.